ACAUGGGUGAGAGCGAGGAGGAGGAGGAGGAGGAGGAGGAGGAGGAGGAGGAGGAGGAGGAGGAGGAGGAGGAGGAGGAGGAGGAGGAGGAGGAGGAGGAAGAGGAGGAGGAGGAGGAGGAGGAGGAGGAGGAGGAGGAGGAGGAGGAGGAGGAGGAGGAGGAGGAGGAGGAAGAGGAGGAGGAAGAGGAGGAGGAGGAGGAGGAGGAGGAGGAGGAGGAGGAGGAGGAGGAGGAGGAGGAGAGAGGAGGAGGAGGAGGAGGAGGAGGAGGAGGAGGAGGAGGAGGAGGAGGAGGAGGAGGAGGAAGGGGAGGAGGAGGAGGGGGGGGAAGGGGAGGAUGAGGAGGAGGGGGGGGAAGAGGAUGAGGAG
Molecule: messenger RNA, 369 nt
Organism: Closterium sp. NIES-67
Lineage: Eukaryota; Viridiplantae; Streptophyta; Zygnematophyceae; Desmidiales; Closteriaceae
Source: the annotation of a GenBank genome assembly